CACUUCCUGGUCGGGGCGGGGGCUCGGGGGCCGUGCUCGCGGCCCGUACCCCUCCUCCCGGGAGCGUUGGCCCUCCGCCCCUCCCUCGGCGGUCACCUGGCCGGGCGGCAGGUGCCCGGGCGGUGACCUCCCCGCGAGUCUGCUGGGGCGCCCGGCGCCGGGGCCGCGGAGCGCGAGCCGGGAGCCGCCGCGCCUCUGGUGGCCUGGGGAGGUGGCGGCUGGCCCGCCCCCCGCGUUCCGACCGCGAGGACUCGGCCGGCGGAGGAAGGUCCAGCUGCGAGGAAACGCGCUCGCUUCGCCCCCACCUUGCGCAAGCCGCUUGGCUGCAAAUUCUGAUGCUUCCUGAUCUUACCAGAAGGUGCCAACAGAGAUUUCAAACACCCACCAGGAGUUCUCAAAUAGUCUUUAAAUUGUGGUUGACCAAAACACGGAGUGAUUGCGUCCGCCCAGUCGCGGCACCAGGAAUAACUGCUGGGCUCACUCCUGCAUGGGCAGAGACAGCUACCUCACAGCCACCGUCCGGCUAACAGUGAUCGUAAGAUGCCAUCAGAGUCCUGACAGAAAAGAUAGGAAAAAUGUUGGAGAACAGUUCACCCUAAACACACAUUUACAUGGUAUGCCGGGAACCGAAAGUAAGAUAAUUGAAGGCAGUAAAACUGAAAUAAAAUAGGAAGAUCAUCAGCCAAGAAAGACCUACUGGAGAAAGCGGAGGAUGGAAAAUAAAGGGAAGCAGUGUUUUAUCGUAUGUAUUUCAGCAAGCCUUCUGAAAUUUAACUAGAAAUAUGACUGCUCUUUCUUCAGACAACUGCUCUUUUCAGUACCAGUUACAUCAAACAAAUCAGCCCCUAGAUGGAAACUGUCUCCUAUUCUUGAUUAUACUCGGGAAAAUAUUAUUAAAUAUCCUCACAUUAGUAAUGAGAAGAAAAAACACCUAUCAGAAUUUUAUGGAGUACUUUUGCAUUUCACUAACGUUCAUCGAUCUUUUACUUUUGGUAAACAUUUCCAUUAUAUCCUAUUUCAGGGAUUUUGUACUUUUAGGCAUUAGGUUUACUACAUACCACAUCUGCCUAUUCACUCAAAUUAUUUCUUUUACUUAUGGCUUUUUGCAUUAUCCAGUUUUCCUGAUAGCUUGUAUAGACUAUUAUUUGAAUUUCUCUAAAACCACCAAGCUUCCAUUUAAGUGUCAAAAAUUCUUUUAUUUUUUUACAGUAAUUUUAAUUUGGAUUUCAGUCCUUGCUUAUGUUUUAGGAGAUCCAACUAUCUACCAAAGCCUAAAGGCACAGAACGUUUAUUCUCAUCAAUGUCCUUUCUACAUUAGCAGUCAGAGUUACUGGCUGUCAUUUUUCAUUGUGGUGAUUUUAUUUAUGGCUUUUACAACCUCUUGGUCAGAAGUUAUUACCUUGAUACAGGCUAUGAGGGUAACUUCCUAUAUGAAUGAGACUAUCUUAUAUUUUCCCUUUUCAUCCCACUCUAGUUAUACUGUGAACUCUAAAAAAAUACUCUUGCCUAAGUUCAUUAUCUGUUUUCUUGGUACCUGGUUACCAUUUGUACUUCUUCAAGUAAUUAUCCUUUUACUUAAAGUACAGAUUCCAGCAUAUAUUGAGAUGAACAUUCCAUGGUUAUACUUUGUCAAUAGUUUUCUCAUUGCUACCGUUUAUUGGUUUAAUUGUCACAAGCUUGAUUUACGAGACAUAGCAUUACCUGUGGAUCCAUUUGUCAACUGGAAAUGCUGCUUCAUUCCACUUAUAAUUCAUAAUCUUGAGCAAAGUGAAAAGCCUAUAUCAAUAAUAAUUUAAUGUUUCCUUGUUAAAACUAAUUAAAACUUACAACUAAAAAAAAAAUCUUACAACUACAAUAAGAAUCAUAAUUUUGUGAAGAAGAAAGGAUGAUGACUCAGGACAUGUAAGGAACGAACUGAACUGAAGCUUUCCCCUCACCUAACUUUAAUACCUUUUCAGAAUGUGUCUUUUGGGACUAUGAUAUUUUUUUUUUUAAACAAAAUCCAAGAAAAUUUUUAUACCUGUUCAGGAACACUCAUGUUAAAAAUAUUCAUUUGUUAACACAGAAGUGAAACGAGUUAACAUUUGGCCAUACUGAUGUUGGUGUUACCCAAAAAACUACUGGAUGCAAACUGUUAUGUAAACCUGAGAUUCACUGCCAACUUUAAGAUAUGAACUUUAAUAAACAUUUUUAUGAAAAUUCA
Diceros bicornis minor is the source of this 2203-nucleotide messenger RNA. It is a transcript of the gene GPR160, whose product is annotated as G protein-coupled receptor 160. The transcript is spliced from 5 exons. Gene Ontology annotation, cellular component: plasma membrane; signaling receptor complex. NCBI's taxonomy places the organism in Eukaryota, Metazoa, Chordata, Mammalia, Perissodactyla, Rhinocerotidae. The coding region runs from base 783 to 1796 and encodes 337 amino acids. The record is from RefSeq and is a predicted model, not a curated record.